CCGCCGCACGCUUCUUCCCCCCCUCUCCGCGCCUCCUCCUCUGCCGGUCGCUGCGCCGCCGGCUCAGCCGCUUGUCCUGCGCCUUCUCCUCCCCGCUCCUCGCUGAGUCAUCGACCAGAUCGGCGUCCAUGUUCAGCAGCGGCGGGGGCAUCUUCGGCGGAGGAGGCGGGUGGUCGUGGCGGCGGCACCUUCAGCGGCGUCGCCGGACUCCCGUCGCUGACCUCGGCCUCACCCAGAAGAGGUCUUGUCCGCCCAUGCCGCCAAGGAGGGGGAGCAGCCGUGCCCGGACGAGGUCGUCCCCAACUCCUGCAUCUAGUCGUCGACCUUACCAACACUGCAGUCGCCGCUGCUGGUCGAGGUCGCCCAGGUUGACACCGGCCCCGCCGGCCUGCAGGUCAUCCUGCCCGACAUGGUAUUUGGCAAUAUUGGUUCUUGGGCUGCCCAAUUGAUCACUGAAGCUGGUGGCAAGGUGGUCUCCAUCAGAGAUGUCACAGGGGCUGUCAAGAACUCCAAUGGCAUUGACAUAGCCAAGCUGAUGAAGCACUCGGCAGAGAACCGCGGGAUCAAGGGCUUUGACGGAGGCGACGCCGUCGACCCGACCUUGCUGCUCACGGAAGAGUGCGACGUGCUCAUCCCGGCAGCUCUGGGAGGAGUCAUAAACAAGGACAAUGUUGAUGCCAUCAAAGCAAAGUACAUCAUCGAGGCUGUUAACCACCCAACAGACCCCGAGGCCACGAGAUUCGGGCAAAGAAGGGCGUGCUGAUCCUACCGGACAUCAUGGCCAACUCCGGCGGAGUGAUGGUGAGCUGCUUCGAGUGGGUGCAGAACAUACAGGGGUUCAUGUGGGACGAGGAGAAGGUGAAUCGGGAGCUCAAGACAUACAUGACCCGCGCCUCAAACAUAGUUCUGAAUAUUUAGGCAAUGUAUGGCACAGUAGAAAAUGGAAAGUAGUUAUGUAAAGUAUAUCUUCGAAAACCAGAAUUGGCUCAAUUUGGAAGAAUGCCUACUUCAUAUGAAUUUCUUGCCCGCUUUGCACGCGUUGCUACAUGUGUAUUAUCAUGCCUUAGCCAUAAUCAUUGUCAACAAAUAUGGAACAGAAGAAGUAUGUCUCCUAUUUUAGUCCUCUCUGUCAUGUUCGCGUGCACAACCUAUUUUGCCAAUGAGCAAGUUUAGCAUCUGUUUGUUCUUCCAUGAUCUUAUGCUGGUUGCCUGGUUCUCAUUGUCGUCCUAGCUGUCUAGUUAGUAAGCAGAACUCUGUUAGAGUAAAGCUAGCUGGGACAUCUGUUUCAGUAUUGUUACCCAACAGACUUAGGCCUAGAUAUAUUAGUUGUAAAUUCAUUAGCUCCAUGUAUCGCAUUAGUUUCGAUGCAAAACACAAGCUGCAAUGUGCCAACUCUUGUCGACAUGUCUAUAUCAGUAUAAAAAUGGUACAUGGUGUUCCUGAUGCUAUUCCUUCUUAUUUUCUGCAGGAGAGGCUGGCAUUUGACAAUAUGGUUCUGUGUGUGCAUUGACUGCUGGUGCUGCAGCCUGAAAUUUUUCUUGUGGAGUGGACUGAAGUAAUCCAUCAAACUAGCUGCAUUAUUGAUUCUGUUCUUUUUGCUGGCGAGGUGGAUGAAGAGGAAGCAGUGCCGUCGUAUCGCACAGGCCAGGUGGGUGGUGGCCGCUGGCUCCGAUCCCCUGGGUGGUUGGGUGUGGCUGGCGGCUCCAACCGCCCCGGUCAGGAGGGCGGCGUUGGCGUUCAAGCUGAAUGCAUGAAGUGUCCACGGAGAGAGUUUGACGCCAGCGACGAGCAUAGAGAGGCGGAUCACGAUGCUGUGGACGGAGCAAAAUUCAGAGAAAACCCAUAAGAUCUCAUGAUGGCUUCAUGCACAGAGUAAGCGGAAUCCAUUCUUUGGUUUUAAAUCAUCUCAUGUGUUGCCUUAGUUCUAACUGAUGACAAGAUUCGGCAUUCUCACCUUCAAUCCAACGUGUGGAUGAAGAACAAGCAGUGACGUCGUAUUCCGCAGGCCGGAUGGGCGGUCGCCGGCGGCUCCGUUCCCGUGGGUGAGGACGGCAGCUCCGUUACAGCCGGUGAACAGGGCGGCGGCGAUGGGACUGGCGUUGGAGGAGAAGGUCGCGUGUGAGAAGGCGGCUGGAAUGGAAUGUGAGUGGAGAAUCGAGUUGCAGCCGGCUAGGCCAGUUGGAUUGGAGGUUGUUGCAGAUAAUGGGGGAGGUGGGAGAGAAGUUUGGGAGGGCCGAUAGAUAUGCGCGUGGUGGGUUCAGCUCCUCUACAGUUCAGUUGUUACUGUAUGGGUGCUGUAGGCUCUACUAUCAACACCAAUUCUUUUGGCACGUCAUUUUUUUCUUCAGAAUCUGCCACGUCUGUUUCUGGCUUGCGCCCGGGCUUAGGCGAUCUCUUUGGCCAAACUAAUUGUGUGUUAA
Messenger RNA from Aegilops tauschii subsp. strangulata, 2421 nucleotides. The record is from RefSeq and is a predicted model, not a curated record. Lineage: Eukaryota; Viridiplantae; Streptophyta; Magnoliopsida; Poales; Poaceae.